AUGAGCUUUAGAGCAAAUAUAAUUUCUAUCCAGCUGCAGUUUAAUGCAGUACUAAUACCUGUUUUUCAGAAAACUAAUAAUUUUCAAAGAAUAUUAGUUGCUAAGGUGUAUAUUCAGGACAGUGUUGCAUUGAGUCAGUCAGGAAUCUUACAUCGAAGUCAAGGCAACGCAGCACUGAAAUCUCUCUUUAAUUUUAAAAGAACAUUAUCAAUCCCGCCUCUAAAUACACCUUCUAGGGAUGCUGAAGUAGAUGGAUUAUACUUUGGCAAUAAGGAAUCACAGAAGAUAUAUGAAAUUAGAAUAUAUACUGUUCGUCCAAAAGAUUAUAAGGAAUAUAUAAAAUUUACUGAAGGCAAUUUUCACCUUCGUAUUAAACAUUCUAAACUGUUUGGAUUUUGGAGCACUGAAUUAGGAGCACUUAAUGAAAUAGUUCACAUAUGGGAGUAUGAUAAUCAUGACCAUCGUGCUAAAGUACGACAGGCUCUUGCAGCUGAUGCUGAAUGGCAAUCUAAUUACAUAAGCAAAGUUGCACCUAUGUGGAUUAGUCAAACGAAUGCUACUAUGAUGCUUCUACCUUGGAGUAUAAUAACUCUACCUAGUAAAUCAGGUGUUUAUGAAUUGCAAAUAUUUAAUAUGAACAGCCAUACUGAUAUUUGGGAUGGAAGACUCAAAGCUGCUAUGGAACUGAGUUCACUCAAAUUGAAAAACUCAAAUUCAGUUCUUAUAGCCUGUUUCACAUCUAUUUUUGGUCCUCAUAAUACUGUGUAUGCUUUGUGGCAGCAUGAAAGUUUUGACAAAUUUGCAUUUGGUCGCUUACAGUUGCUUAGUGAGACCAACAAAUCUGUUUUGCAUGCUUUCUAUCAUGAAGUUCUAACUGGAUACAGCAAAGGUCUAUUGCCUCAUAAAGUAUCACCUCUGCAAUGAAAAUAUCUUCUGUUUUGAUGGUUGUUAUAAAAUUAGUGAAGGUUAUAUAAGGUGACUGUAUAUAGAUAUUAAAGUAUUUGCAUCGUGUAAA
Stegodyphus dumicola is the source of this 1015-nucleotide messenger RNA. Its product is annotated as protein NipSnap homolog 3A-like. NCBI's taxonomy places the organism in Eukaryota, Metazoa, Arthropoda, Arachnida, Araneae, Eresidae. Gene Ontology annotation, cellular component: mitochondrion. The record is from RefSeq and is a predicted model, not a curated record.